AUGUCAAACCCUUUAUCUACGGAGGCUCCAGCGCUGACCCCUCGGUUCUGUUUCAAUGAAAAGCUUCUUCAAGAUUUCCUUCGUUUAUCCCGAUCAACGAUCGAUGAUUCAAUCACACAAAAUCUGAACGCCCUGUUUACUCCUGCUCGGCAAGGCUUUGACCCAUCGUCCACCGCCGUACGGCAAACCGAUUCCAGCGGCCGGAAAGUGAUCGACCCCGAAGCUUGCCAAGGAUUUAAAGAGAAUGUCUUGUUCUCAUCAUGGCAGACUCGAUCCGAUGUCUUGAAUUACUGCGCCGGUGUAGCCACCAGUCCCGAUCCCGAAGAUCCGGACCUAAUUCUGCGAGAAACUGAAUCUGCACGGGAUCGAGAGCGAGUGGUCAAUGAAAGACUAGAUCCAUAUUCUGCUCGAUUUUUUCCAAAAGAAGCUCGAACCGAAUCACUAGCUAACCUGAUUCGGAACCAGCGCAUCGUUGAGGAUAUCAUUCGGUCCCGGUCGUGGGGAUUGGUCAACGAGAGAUGCGGUAGCUCUUCCUUAUCGUGGGAAGAGGCCUUGAAUGACUGGCGCAGGAAACAUCAGCGAUGA
This is a messenger RNA of Penicillium angulare, 585 nucleotides long. RefSeq names its product MIX23 family protein. The transcript is spliced from 2 exons. NCBI's taxonomy places the organism in Eukaryota, Fungi, Ascomycota, Eurotiomycetes, Eurotiales, Aspergillaceae. Gene Ontology annotation, cellular component: mitochondrion; mitochondrial intermembrane space. Bases 1 to 585 code for a protein of 194 amino acids. The record is from RefSeq and is a predicted model, not a curated record.